UAUUUCCGACAGUCCGUGAACGCCUCACAGGUCCUGCUCGGUCAGUCCCAGCGGAUCAGAUCAGUUCUGUUAUCUGCAGACAACAAACCAUCUGAUGUGCUUCUCAGAAGAUGGACGCGCUGUCGUGACGCUGUUGACAACAAGUUUAAUGAACCUCAAAUGUUUGUACUUURCGUCCUGUAAAAGUUUGUAAACUGGAAGUUUAGAAAGGUUUUGAGGAGAGUUUCAGGAAAAGGGAAGAAGGGUUGUGUUGGAAACGGUGUAAAAAUGUCGGAACCAGAGAAGAACAUUCCUGAAGCGUCUGCAGGAAAACAGGUUCUGAACGGAGGAACUGCAGCCAAAACCAAAGAGGAUUUUGACCUGGCUGCUGUUUAUGUGUCUGAUGCCCUGUACAACAGAAACAUCUACUUUGACACAUCCCCUCAGGCUGUCAGGCGACCAUGCUGGUGGAGCUGCUCUGUGUGCUCGUCUUUACUUUUCGAAUUGUUCAUUAUGCCAAGGUGAUCCCUCGAGACAAGUUCUGGAAGGACCCUAAAAAUAUUUGCAUAAUCGUCAUCCUGAUGCUAACUCUUGUUGACAUGAUCAUCUACGGAGCACUGAAAGCUGCAAACUGUUCUAUUGUCCGCUGGUCUCGAGUCCUUCGUCCACUCCUGUUGGUCAACGUCACAGAAGGACGGCAG
This is a messenger RNA of Austrofundulus limnaeus, 680 nucleotides long. RefSeq lists its product as uncharacterized. The record is from RefSeq and is a predicted model, not a curated record. Gene Ontology annotation, cellular component: membrane. Gene Ontology annotation, biological process: transmembrane transport; monoatomic ion transport. Gene Ontology annotation, molecular function: monoatomic ion channel activity. NCBI's taxonomy places the organism in Eukaryota, Metazoa, Chordata, Actinopteri, Cyprinodontiformes, Rivulidae.